AUGGAUCCUGGUAAUCUCACAUGGAUAUCAGAAUUUGUCUUCCUGGGUCUCUCACAGACUCGAGAAGUUCAGUACUUUCUGUUUCUGGUGUUCUUGUUGGUCUAUACCACAACUGUAGUGGGAAACCUCCUCAUUGUUGUUACCGUAACCUCUGACUCCCGGCUCCAUACACCCAUGUACUUUCUGCUCAGAAAUCUGGCUGUCUUAGACCUCAGUUUCUCUUCAGUCACUGCCCCGAAGAUGCUGGUCGACCUCCUUUCUGAGACCAAGACCAUCUCCUACCAGGGCUGCAUGGCCCAGAUCUUCUUCUUCCACUUUCUGGGAGGUGCCAUGGUCUUCUUCCUGUCAGUCAUGGCCUAUGACCGCCUUGUUGCCAUCUCCCGGCCCCUCCACUAUGUCACCAUCAUGAACACGCAACUCUGUGUAGGGUUAGUGGUGGCUGCCUGGGUGGGAGGCUUCCUCCAUUCCAUUGUCCAACUGAGUCUGAUGCUCCCACUUCCCUACUGUGGCCCCAAUGUGCUGGAUAACUUCUACUGUGAUGUUCCUCAAGUACUGAGACUAGCCUGCACUGACACUUCCUUCUUGGAGUUCCUCAUGAUCUCCAACAGUGGGAUGCUAGAUGCCAUCUGGUUCUUUCUCCUUCUGAUGUCCUAUUCAAUCAUUCUGCUGAUGCUGAGGUCCCACCCGGGAGAGGCCAGGAGGAAAGCAGCCUCCACCUGCACCACACAUAUCAUUGUGGUGUCCAUGAUCUUCAUUCCAAGUAUUUACCUCUAUGCCCGUCCCUACACCCCAUUCUCCAUGGACAAGGCUGUGUCCAUCAGCCACACCGUCAUGACUCCCAUGCUCAACCCCAUGAUCUACACCCUGAGGAACCAGGAGAUGCAGCAAGCAGUGAAGAGACUGGGGAUGCGCUGGUUGGUUUGUAAAAAGGGCUGA
Messenger RNA from Elephantulus edwardii (Cape elephant shrew), 936 nucleotides. RefSeq names its product olfactory receptor 4D2-like. Gene Ontology annotation, cellular component: membrane. The record is from RefSeq and is a predicted model, not a curated record. Gene Ontology annotation, biological process: G protein-coupled receptor signaling pathway. Lineage: Eukaryota; Metazoa; Chordata; Mammalia; Macroscelidea; Macroscelididae. Gene Ontology annotation, molecular function: olfactory receptor activity; G protein-coupled receptor activity. The coding region runs from base 1 to 936 and encodes 311 amino acids. The transcript has a single exon.